This is a messenger RNA of Acanthopagrus latus (yellowfin seabream), 4877 nucleotides long. It is a transcript of the gene smtnb, whose product is annotated as smoothelin b. Bases 324 to 3461 code for a protein of 1045 amino acids. The transcript has 20 exons. Gene Ontology annotation, biological process: actin cytoskeleton organization. The record is from RefSeq and is a predicted model, not a curated record. Gene Ontology annotation, molecular function: protein binding. Gene Ontology annotation, cellular component: microtubule organizing center; filamentous actin. Lineage: Eukaryota; Metazoa; Chordata; Actinopteri; Spariformes; Sparidae.
CCUCUGUUCAAAAAGCUGCCAACGUCCCUCUGUAAGAGAGAGUGCGGGCUCGGUCAGUGCUUUCACGACAGGACAGAAUAAAAGACGACCCAGAAAAUAUGCUCACCAGACUCCAGACGAGACUUUGAGCUCAGAGGAAGUUUCGCUGAAGACUUGAGAGACAAACUGCGCUGAGAAAAAAACAAAAAACAAGAAAAAGAAGAAGAAGAAAAAGACGCAGGACGAGUUGAGAAGACAUCGUGCAGGUGGCAGAGCACAUUUCUGACCCGGGACUGAACAUCCGAACCGUCUCGUCUCACCUGAGCCCGACAAGAAGCCCAGACAUGUCCGUGGAGAGCUACUCUGCGCUGGACGAGUCCUCCCUCAGAGCCCUGCUGGAUGGAACCGUGGAUCUGGACGAGAGGCGCCUCAUCCGUUCAGCCAUCCGGGAGUUGAGGAGGAGGGAGAUCGAGGACAUGGAGGCCGCUCUGGCCAGCAAGAGAUUCCGGCCCACACGCCUCAAACAGCAGGAGGACAAGGAGAACCAGCACAGGCCAGAAACCAGCGACAACUUGGACGUCCUGUCAUGCAAACUGCAAUCAAUCCAGGACAUCGACGAGCUCACGAAAAUGCUACGCGCCGCCAGCGAGUACGAGGAGAGGAAGAUGAUCCGAGCAGCCAUCCGACAGAUCCGAGACGAGCAGCAGCAAGGUACGGUGGAGCGGGGUAGAGCUCCAGGUCGUUGCCUCGAGCCUGAGAAUGUGGAGCCCCAGGGCAGCAUGGGAACCGGGGUGAGUACAGCAGAGGAGACAGAGCAGUUACGUGGCCAGCAGACGCAACAGAGAAGAAACGGCUCCAACUCAGGCAUGGUGUUGGUUCUGGAUCACCUGGUGAAGGAUGACGGCUCUGGACCGGCGCUGAUCCAGCCCCAGAGAGAGGCUGUGACCACAGAGCCUGAACUGGUGCUGUCUCAUCGUCAAAGGUCCGACUCCUCAGCCUCAGACCGCAGCGUCACCAGGUCCAAUCUGGAUUCUGUGGCCUCAGAGAAGAGCCUGGGCUCAGCCUUCAGAGCCCGGCUGGACUCUGGAGCCUCAGACAGGAGCCAGAGUCCGUCCCAGCGUGGUCGGCUAGACUCUGGGGCAUCAGAGCGGAGCGUCAGCUCCCAGUCCUACGUCAGACAGAGACUGGGCUCAGAUGUCUCAGACUCUGGUGGAAGACCCCGUUUUGGCUCUGGGUCGUCAGACAGCGUCGGCCUUCUGUCAAGGAAACGGACGGACUCGGGGACAUCUGACCGGAGUGUGAGCAUGUCCUCUGAGGAGAGAGGUCCAGCGGAGGAGGCGGAGGUCGCCAUGAGUGGUUCAACGUACAGCACAGAUUCAGAAACCGAGGGCAGGAGCGAAGGCCGAGCCGACCAGGACCAAAUCGUUGACCAGGACGAGCCUGACGGUGCCGUUCUGUCUCGGAAGGAGCCUGCGAAUGGCCUGCUCAACGGCAGCGCCAAGGGAAAAAUCGACUGCCAGAAACAAAAGAUAACCAAUAACAACGAUCUGCCCCUCACUCAUGGCAAAGCAAAGGAUUCUGCACCUGAGAAGAAAGAUGUCGUCUUGGAACAGUUCAACCGCACCAACUCUGUGCGUGAUCGGAUGCGCAAGUUCGCAGAGCCCCAAAAUGUCCCAGCUGUAAAGAAAGCUCCUCUGAGGAACGGGACCACCUCUGGCAGCAGCAGCGGCGGCGGCCAGACAAAUCACUCCAGAGCUACCGAGCUGUUUACACACACAGCAGCAUCCCUCAGCACAUCUGGAGACAAGCCAGCGAGGCCCCAUGGAGACUCCUCCACGUCUCACACCUCUGCCGCAUCCCAGAGUCACGCCAUAUCUCAAGCGAGAGGCGUGGCCAGCAAACCUCUGUCUUCUGCCGGCCAAUGGCAAAACUCCGUGGGUGGGACGAGGCAUCCAGCUGAAAAAGAUGUGCACGCCUCCAGUAACUCAAAGGAAGACGGGACCCCAGGGAGAGCAGCUGGACAGCAGGUCACCCAGGGAGAGGAAGACCCGGACAUGAAGACUUUCCUCACCAUCGAGAUCAAGGACGGGCGCGCCGCCACCUCAUCCACGUCCUCUCAGAGGGGAAACAUCGUACCCAUCACCAACAUGGCCCCGCGCAUCAACACCAGCGCUCUGGGGCAGAGAGCAGAGCUGACCCUUGGCCUCAGAGCGACACCGUUCAAGGUCUCCUCAUCCAGCCUCUCCUCCGGAUCUUCCAUCAAGAUGGAAACGGAGCCCGUUGUGGCCUCUGAGCCGGUGUUCUCAGUCGGACCGUCCGUCCAGCUCCCAGCCAUCCCCAACGGCUCCAGCACUCAGGCCAAACCCGACGAGCGCUCCGGAAAAAUGACUGCCGAACAGCUGGCUGCCAUCGAGGACGAGGAGCUCCUUGACAAAAUGCUCGAUGAGUCAAAAGACUUUGAGGAGAGGAAGAUGAUCCGUGCAGCCAUGAGAGACCUUCGCAAGAAAAAGAGAGAGGUCAUGCUGGGAUGUACUCAAGAGGAAAUAGACCAAAGAGAAAAGGAGCGCGAGACCCGUCUGCAGGAGCUCCGGCAGCAGAGAGAUGAGCGAGCGCAGAAGGGUCGCCCGGGGGUCGGAUCAGGAGAGGUGGUGAUGAGGAAGGUGGAGAAGUCGGCGGAUGGCUCCAGCCUCAGCCAGGUCACCAAGACAGACCGCUUCGCACAGUCUGACGACGGGAGCAGAUCAUCUCGCAGCACUGUCGUCGAGGCCAGUUAUAUGCAGAAAACAGACAGAGGGACAGUGCAGUCGAAAUCAUACAGCUUCUCCUCUUCCACGUCAUCUUCCUCCUCCAACACCAGCAAAAAAGUCGGCAGUGUGUUCGAUCGUGAGGACGACACGUCUUCUCGUGGCGGCGGCGGCGGCCUGGCGGCCGUGGAGCGGAGGCAGGCGGAGAGACGCAAGGAGCUGAUGAGGGCUCAGACUCUGCCGAAGACCUCCGCCAUGCAGGCUCGCAAAGCCAUGAUAGAGAAGCUGGAGAAGGAGGGAGGCGGCCCUGGAAACCAGGCGGUCGCCAAGGUAAACAAGGUCCAGCGCUCCACCAGCUUUGGUGUACCCAACGCAAACUCCAUCAAGCAGAUGCUGCUCGACUGGUGCCGCGCCAAGACCCGCUCAUAUGAGCAUGUGGACAUUCAGAAUUUUUCAUCCAGCUGGAGUAACGGCAUGGCAUUUUGUGCCCUGGUGCAUAAUUUCUUCCCCGAAGCGUUUGACUACGGCUCCCUGAGCCCCAGCAACCGCAGGCAAAACUUUGAGGUGGCCUUCAGCACUGCAGAGACCUACGCCAACUGCAUGCCUCUGCUGGAGGUGGAGGACAUGAUGAUCAUGGGCAACAAACCCGACUCCAAGUGCGUCUUCACCUACGUACAGUCUCUGGUAAACCACCUGCGCAGAUACGAGAUGUCCAUGGGUCGGCCCUGUGACCUCUGACCUGUGCUCAGUGAAGCACCGGUUCUGACCCGUUCCCCAGCUCCAUCUUCACCUGAUGACCACCUCCACAUGUUACAGGCUGGGACACGGAGUUGCACAUCUCUGGUGGACAUGUUGAGGAUUGUGUGUAUGUGUUCGGUUUGCUUAUUAUCUUUGUUGGCAGUGGUGUCGUGUAUUCAUUACUUCAGUUCUCUUCUGAACACGCAUGGUUAAACACAGAGUCCAUCUUUCUCCAGCAACAGAGCGCCAAAGUUUUCAAAAGACUACCUUUUUAAAGCUUUAAGAUUUUACAUCUUUCUUUUUUUUCUUUGAACUCAAACUCAGCUUUGUACCAGGUGAUAUUUAAAACACGGUGGCUGUGUCACUACGCAGAGAAACGAGGAAUAUUUUUAUAGUAUUUCCCCUUUUUUAAGUUAUUUAUACUUACAUCUUCUCUGCCACGCUUUCGUGAUUAAUUUUAAUUUCCUGCCAUCGCUGAAGAAGAAAAAUACACCUGACCUUACGACGCGUUAUUUGGCUUUCAUUUCGGUACUUGUUCUUUUCUUUUUUUUUUUUUUAAAUCAUACUUGGGUUGCUUGAAGUAUUUUAAUUAAGUUAUUCUCAUAAUGGUGUAAUCAGUUUAGUAUGUUACUAUGUGAUACAUGAGCACAGGGAUUUUGUUUCUUCAUUGUUCAAAUGGAUGCGAGAGUUCAGCUCACCUCUCUGAACUCUCCAGUGCUACUGAGAACAUGUUUCAGACUCUUUUCAACAUUUGUACCCCCACCACUGUGUUACUGUAUCAUCAUAAUGUUAUUCUAACAGCAGAUAACGCUUGCAGUCUGUACAAAAACGUCACAGAAAUACUGCCGAACACACUCACACACAGCUCUCUUAGAGGGCUCCUUAUUUAUGCUUGAGUAGAUGUUUUUUUUUAAAAAAUACGUUUUAUUUUGUAUUUUUGUUAGUGUGUACAUUAUGCUUUGAAAAGUUUUUUUUUUUGUUUAAAGUGAGUCCAUAAGCUCAAGCUACCGGGAUGUUUUGUAAAACAAAUUUUGGGGGCGGUGGUCACUCUCAGGACAAAGUUAACAGGCCUGAUGAAAGCCGGCUUUCUGUUUUCAGAGUUUAUAAGAAAGCAGGACUGAACAUUGUUGCCGAGUUAAUAUUUUAUGGUGUAUGAGGUUAAGGAAAAUUUUUAAAAAAGAAGAUUUUUAUUCAGCUUGUAAAAUUUAAGGUUCCUUUUUGAGAAGAUCAGAGCUUAUUUUGAUGAAAAAGAUUUGUUUUUAGUAGAUUUAGAGAAACUUUGCUGCCAACUGAAAAACGAAAACCUUCCACGAAGCAGUGAGUGAUGUACAUAAGAGCUUAAAACACAGUAUAAUUUCAUGUUUCUGUGCACCACAGGUAAAUGUGACUUCAAAUUAAACCAAUUUGAGAAAUGAA